Molecule: messenger RNA, 1786 nt
Organism: Indicator indicator
Lineage: Eukaryota; Metazoa; Chordata; Aves; Piciformes; Indicatoridae
Gene: EIF1AX
Product: eukaryotic translation initiation factor 1A X-linked
Exons: 7
Coding region: 29-463 (144 amino acids)
Biological process (GO): translational initiation
Cellular component (GO): cytoplasm
Molecular function (GO): RNA binding; translation initiation factor activity
Source: RefSeq, a predicted model, not a curated record
GCCUGUCCGCGGCGCAGCGCCCGGCGCCAUGCCCAAGAAUAAAGGUAAAGGAGGUAAAAACAGACGACGAGGUAAGAACGAGAAUGAAUCAGAAAAAAGAGAACUGGUGUUCAAGGAAGAUGGGCAAGAAUAUGCCCAGGUGAUCAAGAUGUUAGGCAAUGGAAGACUGGAGGCAUUAUGUUUUGAUGGUGUGAAGAGAUUAUGUCAUAUUAGAGGAAAACUAAGGAAAAAGGUUUGGAUAAAUACAUCUGAUAUUAUAUUGGUUGGCUUGAGAGACUACCAGGAUAACAAGGCUGAUGUUAUUCUAAAGUACAAUGCAGAUGAAGCCAGAAGUCUGAAAGCAUAUGGGGAGCUUCCAGAACAUGCUAAAAUCAAUGAAACUGACACAUUUGGACCUGGAGAUGAUGAUGAAAUCCAGUUUGAUGAUAUUGGAGAUGAUGAUGAAGAUAUUGAUGAUAUCUAAUUUGGAGCAGAAGUUUACAUUCCAACUUUUUUCCCUCCAAGGAUUGUCCUACAGUGAUAUUUGGAUUAUUUUUUUGGGUGAAGUCCCUUUCUUUUAAGAAGACUGAAAAUUCUGGGUAAAGAGUGUAGUUUGUUACAUCGAAAAGGAUUUAUUUUCAAUGUUUGUUUUAAAGUAUUUAUAUUUCUUUAGAAAUGGAUAAUGCUGGAUUAUCACAAAGGUUCAAUGAAAUGCCACCAAUAUUUUGUCCUCUUCAGCAAUUAGAGCUUUUUCCCCCCUUCUGGAUGUGAGAUACAGUGACAUGGGCUGUAAAAGACUGCAUUUCCCCCUCCUCUGCUUUCAUCACUACAAUUCCAGUUCCAACUUGUAUUUUGAAAUAAAAAUGGUUUACCCCUGUAACUAUCAUGAAUUUUGAUUACAUACAAAGAAUCCAGUUAGUAUUAAAUCAUACUAUGCAGUGUCUGUCCUUUAUACCCCUUUUGCCUUGAUGUUAACUUGAAACAGAUUUUGAUAAUGUAAAAGGAAGGCAGAAAUCUGCAUUUAAAUCCAUGGUGCAUGAUCAGUCUGCUUUUCACCUCUGGUAGCACACUGCUAUUUUUAUACUGAUUUUGAUAAUUAAAAACCACUUGUUAGGGCCAAGAUGGAAAUUUACCACAGUGGAGGGGCUAGGGGAGAGAAGGUCAAAAAAGUAAGCAGCAUCUCAACCCUGCAGUUGUUGAAAACUGUCUGGUAGCUCUUCUGCGUCGUAAGCCAAGCAUAGCCAAGCUGUAGUUGCAGAAGGUGAACACUGGGUGACCCCCAGCUUCCCAGGGAUACAAAACAGUCACCAGUUGGGUUUGUACUGGAAACCACCUCCCAGCUGGUUUUCCCCCAAGUGGAUAUGGUAAACGUGUGGGCUUAUUUUUACACUAGAGAAAAUGUUAUGUUCAGAGGAGAGUUUUUAUUUGAAUCCUAUAUUCCAUGCAUUGUAAAGGAUACAAGGUUUCAAGCUUGUGUGAACUUUGGAAUGACAGCAGCAACAAGAAAAGAAAUUUGUGGCAAACGUAGGAAAAGAAUCUUUACAUCCAGAAUAAGUCACUGGAAAGAUUCUUUCCUACCUUCAGACUGGAGGAGUCAGUUAAGAAGCUCAAUAAAGACUUAACAUCAUCAUGCAAUGAUUGCUUUGUGGUAGCCUUAGUUUCUUUGUCUUCAAUUAUGUAUUUAACAGCUUUGAAAGCAGGUUAAUGGAAUACUUCCUUUUGUGCCAUAAAAAUCUAAUUCUUGACACAUGUAUUGGUUAUGCAGUCUUUUUGGUAUGAUGUAAAGUGACUACCCCAAUAGAUAAAA